Dichomitus squalens LYAD-421 SS1 is the source of this 723-nucleotide messenger RNA. RefSeq lists its product as uncharacterized. Lineage: Eukaryota; Fungi; Basidiomycota; Agaricomycetes; Polyporales; Polyporaceae. The transcript has a single exon. Bases 1 to 723 code for a protein of 240 amino acids. The record is from RefSeq and is a predicted model, not a curated record.
AUGAAGGGGGCGAGCGAGGUCGGAAUAGUGGGAUAUGAAACGACGGUAGAAGUUGCCGAAUCCCAAAAAGGAUCGGACUCCCUUCACGGUAGUCGGGGCUGGCCAGUGAGUGAUGCCUUCGAGCUUAGUAGGGUCCAUAGCGACGACGUUGGGUCUGAUGAUGAGGCCCAGAACUUCGACCUCCGAAACGUCAAAGACGCACUUCUCAGGUUUCAAGAAGAGGUCGUUCUCCUUAAGACGUUGGAGGACCCGCCGAGUACGUUCCGCGUGAGUGGCUGCAUCCUUGGAGAAGAUCAGAAUGUCGUCCAUAUAGAUGACAAUCCAUCCUUCGUCAAUCAUGUCCUUGAACAGAUCGUCCAUCAUGGCCUGAAAGGUGGCGGGCGAGUUACAAAGCCCAAAGAACAUCACCGUGGGUUUGAAGAGUCCCUUCUUGCACUUGAAGGCUGCCUUCCAUUGGUCUCCGUCCCGGAUCCUAACGUUGUUGUAGCCAGAGCGCAAGUCCAUCUUAGAGAGAAUGGUAGCUCCCUGCAGCUUGUCGAUCAGGGUCUGCACGAGGGGGAUCGGGUAGACGUUCUUCACGGUUCCUUCAUUCAGAUAACGAUAGUCCUGGCAGGGUCGCAGAGAGCCAUCCUUCUUUCCGACGAAGAAGAAUGGGGACGCCAUGGGGGAUGUGGAGUUGCGGAUGUAUCCCUUUCGAAGGUUUUCUUCAAUGAACUCGUCUAG